AUGGAGUGCGUCAUCGAGUACAUGGACCAAGACAGUCUGCAGCUCGUCUUGCUAUCGCGGCCGCGUCUCUCCUGGACCCUCAAGACCCAACGUCUUGUGCAUGUCGCAAGAGGCUUGCUCUGUCUCCAUGAAAAAGACAUUAUUCACCGGGAUUUGCAAGCGCGGCAUGUCCUGCUCGACACGACACGCGGCGCCAAACUCUCAAAUUUCGGCUGCUCGCGCCAAGUCGACGCAUCAACCCUCACCAACGGCAUUGGCACGUACCAGUGGAUGGUGCCCGAGGUCAUUCUGAGCACCGACUACAGCGUCUCGGCCGACAUUUACUCGUUUGGUACGUGUGUUUUAACCGAGCUAUCGACACAUGCAGUGCCGUACGCAAGCCUCAUGGACCCAAGUACACUCCGCCCGUACUCGCAGCAGUACAUUAUGACACAAGUGACGCUUGGCGCGCUCCGACCACGCCUACGGUCCGAUGCGACGCCGCCAUGGGUCAUCGAGGUGGCUCAGCGCUGCAUGGCGUUAGAGCCGUCCGAGCGCCCGACAACACUGGAGCUUUGUACCCUUUUAGAGCAGUACCUGCAAUAA
Messenger RNA from Saprolegnia parasitica CBS 223.65, 585 nucleotides. Its product is annotated as TKL protein kinase. The record is from RefSeq and is a predicted model, not a curated record. The transcript is spliced from 2 exons. Gene Ontology annotation, molecular function: ATP binding; protein kinase activity. NCBI's taxonomy places the organism in Eukaryota, Oomycota, Saprolegniomycetes, Saprolegniales, Saprolegniaceae. The coding region runs from base 1 to 585 and encodes 194 amino acids. Gene Ontology annotation, biological process: protein phosphorylation.